This is a messenger RNA of Helicoverpa armigera (cotton bollworm), 1068 nucleotides long. RefSeq names its product 1-acyl-sn-glycerol-3-phosphate acyltransferase alpha. Gene Ontology annotation, biological process: phosphatidic acid biosynthetic process. The record is from RefSeq and is a predicted model, not a curated record. NCBI's taxonomy places the organism in Eukaryota, Metazoa, Arthropoda, Insecta, Lepidoptera, Noctuidae. Gene Ontology annotation, cellular component: endoplasmic reticulum; membrane. The transcript is spliced from 5 exons. Bases 181 to 1011 code for a protein of 276 amino acids. Gene Ontology annotation, molecular function: 1-acylglycerol-3-phosphate O-acyltransferase activity.
CAAGUUUUAAGCUUAUUUAAGGAUUAACUUAAACUUGUAAAUAACAGUUUUCCGCCGGCGUUCGAAUUGGAGAGGUCUCCUUGAUCAAGUGCGUUUUACGAGUUCGAGAACUUUGCGACACUCUCCUUAAAACUAAAGACAAGUUCAGUAAUACGCAAUACAAUACAAUAAUUCGCCAAAAUGUUACCCAAGAUUUUUAUAGCACUCACCGUCAUCCUUGGCCUUAUUCGGUUUAGAAGUGUGUUUAUUAAGAAGUUGGUUAUUUUAAAAUAUCAUUUAAAACUGUCAUCAUACUAUGUGUUUCUUACUUUAACUUCGACGUUAGUUCUGCCGUUAUUACUCUUUCGGCCGAAGCAUUACAUGAAUGGGAUAAUAACAUCGAGCGUUAUGAGACAAAUCACAAAACUCUACGGAGUGAAAUGGCAUAUCCGCAAUGGAGAAAUACUGGCCGAGGAUCGAGGAGCUGUCAUUAUAAGCAAUCAUCAGUCAAUUCUAGACAUAGCAGGAAUGAACUUCGCAUGGCAAGUGAUAUGGAAACUGGUAUUGAUUGCAAAAAAGGAAGUUCUAUACACAGGUCCCUUAGGCAUCGUCACAUAUCUCUGUGGAUCCUUAUUCAUCGAUAGAAAGAAACCGAAUGAAGCUUACAAAGUCCUAGAGUCCGCAAAACAGCUUAUGCAGCAAAAUAAGACCAAGAUAUGGAUAUUCCCCGAAGGCACGAGGAACACGAAAUGGGACGGGAAGUUAUUACCCUUCAAGAAAGGUGCUUUCAAUGUAGCAGUAUCUGCGCAGGUCCCGAUCAUUCCUCUUGUAUAUUCACCCUACUAUUUCAUUGACAAGGAUAAAUAUAUUUUCAAUAGAGGUCACAUGAUACUACAGUGCUUGGAACCGGUGCCUACUGAAGGAUUAACUUUGGACGAUGUCCCAGCCCUCGCCGACCGCAUGUACCAGCUCAUGUCUCGCACCUUCGAACAGCUGUCCAAGGAAGUCCAAUCAGCCCCGGAAUGCCAGUGAAAAUAUGAGCUGAAGAAUUUUGAUAAGACUUGACUGAUAAGAUAGUAGAUUAACUAU